AUGCCUGUCGAACGCUCUGAAUCACGCCGUGCGUCGCGAAAGUCAACAGUCAAUGACGAAGACGUUGAAGUGAAGCGUGCUAGAGGAGAGAUCUCGUGUGCCGAGUGUAGACGAUCCCCUGUGGAUCCUGUGUUCGUAGGGGAUGCACCACCAUCUGUCCAAACGCCUGUCUGCAGGACAGGGGACGAGACGAGUCGGUUCAGAUUUGUCCUGGCGGAUACCGAACAACUGCAUCGAAAAAUUUCCGAAAUGAGUGAACGAAUACGACAGUUGGAAGAUUCCAUCGCUCUAUUCCAGGCAGGUGUCUCUAACGAAAGGCAUCCGCUUUUACGGGACGACCUCCUCACUAUCAAGUUCGGACCCGAAGUCCGCCGGACUGUAGACGAAGAGCACACGAGGGAGACGCUCGCUCAGUCGAUUGAUGCCCUCGGCACGCUGACUGUUGGUGACCAUGGAGAGACGAAGUACUACGGCCGCAUGGGCGCAUCUGAGUCGCUGUUUCUGGCAAGUACACGGGUGAAUAUCCCCCUCGAUGCCGAUAGCGAUUCUGAUGACCGUGACGACAUAUCACUACCGAAUGAGCUGAAAAAUCUGGACCUUACCUUCCCUUUAGCUAUUGUCGAGGACGGGUAUGACUCUAUCAUGGAUCAAUUAGAAGACCAGCUGCCUCCACAACCUCGGGCUUGGGCGCUUUGCGAGGCGUAUAUUGCUCACAUCACUUGGUGGCAUAGGCCCAUGAAACGCGAUGAAAUCAUUGACGACAUCCUCAUUCCUAUUUACAACUCGGUCAAGGAUGAAUCAUCACGAGGAAGAGCAGGUUACCGGCCCUCUUCGCCUGAAUCUCGCCGUUGUCCCCAUCGUCUCGCUGUCUUAUUCUUAGUUCUGGCAACAGGCGCUCUUGUGGAUCUAACCCUACCGCCGUGCAGUCCUGAGGCAGAGAAGUACUAUCGACUUGGUCGUGCCGCCUUAUCUUUGAGGUCAAUACUUGAUUCCCCUGAAAUUGAAACUGUCGAAGCGGUUGCCUUGAUGGCGGGAUACCACAGUGUUUGUACUCGGCGAUAUAGUGUAGAGAGCGCUUGGACGCUGGCCUCUACUGCUAUGAAGUUGGCACAAAGUAUUGGGCUCCAUCGUGAUAGUAGACAGUGGGAACUCAGCGAAAAGAGCGUCCAACGGCGCAGAAAUAUGUUUUGGGAGAUGUUCAUGUUUGAGACACUUCAUUGCAUAGCGUUGGGACGUCCUCCAUCUAUGACACUCUCCCAGAUUGACUGUGAGUUCCCCUGCGAUGACGAGGAGGAAGUCGCCGAGAACGGUGAUACAAUGCAAGGAUACUCCCAUUUCAAAUUAACAUUUUUUAAGGAUAUAUAUUUUCCCAUCGCAGAGGCUAUGCUUUCAGCGAAAGCUCCCAGUUAUGCGACGGUUCUUGACCUUGAUCGGAGGAUUCGGCAAAUGACGCUGCCUCCUGUAAAGCUCUAUCUUAGGCCAGACGACGACGAUUACAAUAAUCCGGCGCUUUGCAUGAAGAGUUACAUGCUAUCUCACUUCCGCUCGCUCAGUUGA
Fibroporia radiculosa is the source of this 1557-nucleotide messenger RNA. RefSeq lists its product as uncharacterized. The record is from RefSeq and is a predicted model, not a curated record. Gene Ontology annotation, molecular function: DNA binding; zinc ion binding. The transcript is spliced from 10 exons. Gene Ontology annotation, biological process: DNA-templated transcription. The coding region runs from base 1 to 1557 and encodes 518 amino acids. Lineage: Eukaryota; Fungi; Basidiomycota; Agaricomycetes; Polyporales; Fibroporiaceae.